UAGUAAAUAGAUUUCGUAUUUAUUUAGCAUUAUAUUUUAUUGAAACGCUUCAAGUGCCUGUGCACCAACGCGUAGUCAACAAACGCGAGCCCGUGGCAUUUGGCAGUGGUUUUGUAACUUCAGACUCAGUCUCAGACAACAUAAACAUGAUAAAGCAAAAUAAUAAUUGAAUUCUGCACGGAAUUAUUUUAAUUAAUAUAAUUAAUCAUAUUAAUAUAAUUGUGCUGAAUUUUAAAACAAUUAAAAAUAGAAUUUUAGCCCUGAUGUCAUGACAAAACUGUCAAAAUUUCAUAACACUACUUAGUUAACAGCUAGUGGAUUGAUUGGAACUCUCAAUUUAAAUAAAACUCACGAAAGUCUAUAAUUUUAGCUUAUGCACCCUGACCUACCUCUCCAUACUAAUGAUAAUGUUAUUGAUAUGUCAAAUUAGCUUUUUAUACAGAGUAAAAUAGUGACCUAAGCUAAAUGGCGGAGCAAGAUGAAGCAGGAGCCUUGGGUCCACUGCCCUCGAAAGCUCGCCGCUCAAGUUUGUUCGAAAUAGGUCGGCCCUCUGUACCACUGGGAUCCAGUGUGCUGUCAUGUUCCCAUGAGCCCCACCAAGAGGAGGUGAAACAGCGCAAGGUAUCUUAUGAGAACACUUAUUGCAUGGAACCCCCUCAACGAUUUAGACCUGGGCCUGUGCAAGAAAUAAUACAGGAAGUCUUGGAAGGGCAUCUGAAGGGCACGCACUAUAGCCCAAUAACCUGUAACAUCAUGAGCAAGGCACUCGCCCAGGAGAUCAAACACAAAGUGAAACUGCUAGACAUAGACAGAUACAGGAUAGUGGUAGUCGUCAACAUUGGGCAGAAGAAAGAUCAGGACGUGAGGAUUGGCAGCCGCUGCGUGUGGGAUUCCUCGCGAGAUAACUUUGCGUCGGCGUUCUUCGAGAGUGCCCACCUGUUCGCGACGGGCACCGUGUUUGCUGUCUACUACGAGUAGUUAGCGGAAAGCAGCAUGAUCUCGCUGUAACGUAAGACAUGCGUGAGUGCAGAGUGAGGCUCAUCAGGUGCAUGGAGUGGAGGUUACUGCGUAUCCUGAGAUCCUGAGCUGAAAAGCAUUGAGUGGGUGGGGGUGGGGGUUUUAGUUUUAACGUGUGUUACGUCUAGUUCUCCGGUCACUUUAUUAUCGUUAAACGUUUUGUUGGUAUUAUCAGUAGAAGAUAUAUAUUAAUAUGUUAGCAUUUCUUAUAGCCUCUUCUCCGCUCUCUCAUGUAUGGACAAAUCAUUUUAAAUAAACUCUGUUAAAGUUUUACGUA
Messenger RNA from Priapulus caudatus, 1294 nucleotides. RefSeq names its product tctex1 domain-containing protein 1-like. Gene Ontology annotation, molecular function: dynein intermediate chain binding. Lineage: Eukaryota; Metazoa; Priapulida; Priapulimorpha; Priapulimorphida; Priapulidae. Gene Ontology annotation, biological process: microtubule-based movement. The transcript has 4 exons. The record is from RefSeq and is a predicted model, not a curated record. Gene Ontology annotation, cellular component: cytoplasm; cytoplasmic dynein complex. Bases 466 to 978 code for a protein of 170 amino acids.